Messenger RNA from Penicillium manginii, 885 nucleotides. Its product is annotated as aminoglycoside phosphotransferase family protein. The record is from RefSeq and is a predicted model, not a curated record. Lineage: Eukaryota; Fungi; Ascomycota; Eurotiomycetes; Eurotiales; Aspergillaceae. The transcript has a single exon. The coding region runs from base 1 to 885 and encodes 294 amino acids.
AUGACAGCUGAACCAUCCAAAGGUUGUAUUGCAUGCGGAUGGACUAAUGACCAGCAAGAUCAAUGCUUCUAUUCAAGCCAUGUCAAAUUGUUUUAUGGGGCGAGCAGGCGGGGUGUUUGGUCGAUUGGGUCCGAGGUGAUUAUGAAAGAACGUCCCGACGAGGGUCCAAAGAACGAAGUGAAAACGCUACAAUACCUUGAAAGCUAUCCUGAAAUCCCAGUCCCAAAGAUCUUACGUGAUUGGGUGGAUAGCAAUGGGCGAUAUUUUGUACUCCAAGAACGGAUCCAAGGACAAACACUUGAGCAGGCUUGGCCCUCACUGUCAGAAACUCAGAAAGUCACUAUCGCCGACCAAGUCAUUGGUGUUCUCAAUCAGCUACGACAGAUCACGUCGAAGUCUAUUCAGAGUGUCGAUCAAAGUCCUUGCUUCCCUAGCUUGCUUUUCUCUGACAGGGACUCCCAUGGACCUUUCCACUCAGACCUUGAACUCUGGGAAGCCAUAAGCCUUUCACUUCACAAUCCACCUAAAAUAAUUUUUCCUCAUCAAGCUUUGGAAGGCUUGAAGGAACGGCUGCCUAAGUGUGAGCCCUAUGUCCUCACUCAUUGCGAUCUCAACUUGGGCAAUAUUAUAGUCAAAGAUGGAGCUUUGGCUGGAAUACUCGAUUGGGAGCUUGCUGCAUAUUAUCCUGUGUGGUACGAGUAUGUCUCGGCCUCUUGGGGAUGGACCGAGGAGGAUGCUGAGUGGAAAAAACUACUCCAAGAGCGUUUCAGUGUGCAUGGUGAUUCUCAUGACGACGCGAAGAAAUUCUGGAGGGAUUUGCGUCAAAUGAGAAAGUACCCAAAUCUCGAUGCAAAUGGCCAAGAGGUCUUGGAGAGAAUGCUUUGA